AUGGGAUAUUCCUCCAGCCUUAAUGACUACUCACUAUUCUCUAAAAUCACUCCCAGCUCCACUGUUUUUAUUGCUGUUUAUGUGGAUGACAUACUGUUGGUUGGCAAUGAUACCUCUGAGUUGGACUCUAUCAAAUCCUUUUUAGACAACCAAUUCAAGAUCAAAGAUUUAGGUUCUAUUCACUAUUUUCUGGGACUUGAAGUUUCUCAUCUGCCCCAAGGAUUGCUGGUUAAUCAGCACAAGUAUCUCAAGGAGCUCCUUACUGAGUUUCAUUGUGACUCUGCUUCUCUUGUUGUUACAUCAUUGGACAUGUCUAUCAUGCUCACUCCCACUUCUGGUGAUCCAUUGGCUGAUGCUUCCCCUUAUAGAAGGCUCAUAAGAAAGCUAAACUUUCUUCAACACACAAGGCCAGAUAUCUCUUUCUCUGUUCAACACCUAAGUCAGUUCCUUAAUGCUCCUCGAACUGCUCAUAUGAAGUCUGUAACUGGUUAUUAUGUCACUCUUGGGGACAGUCCUGUUACUUGGAAGUUUAAGAAACAACCUACAGUAUCAUUAUCUUCUGCAGAGGCUGAAUACAGGGCUCUUAGAAAGAAUGUUGCUGAGCUUACUUGGCUUGUUAGGUUGUUGGCAGACUUGGGACUUUCUAUUUCUGCUCCAAUUCCACCCAAUUCAUUUAGGCCCAAACGUCUCUGA
This is a messenger RNA of Nicotiana tabacum (common tobacco), 693 nucleotides long. The record is from RefSeq and is a predicted model, not a curated record. Lineage: Eukaryota; Viridiplantae; Streptophyta; Magnoliopsida; Solanales; Solanaceae.